ACCUUCACACAAUCACAACCAUAAUUCCAACACAACUCUUUCAUACACCCAAAAACCAGCCAAUACAAUGGCCGCUUCGUCCUCCUCCGCCGCCGCUUUCCUCGCCGCCGUAGUAGCCAUUUCACUAUUGGCCUCCCCGUCGUCGGCCUCCUCCAGGAGAUCUCUCUCCGGCGCAACGACCAACACGGAGUUCAUCCGUACGUCGUGCAGCGCCACCACGUACCCUCAGCUCUGCUACAACUCCCUCUCCGCCCACGCCACCAAAAUCCAGACCAGCGCCAGGCUAUUGGCCUCCACCGCCCUCGACGUCGCCUUAUCCUCCGCCAAGUCCACCUCCGCCACCAUGAUCAAGCUCCAACAGUCCCACGGCCUCAGCCCACGCCAGUCCGCGGCCAUGCUCGACUGCGUCGAGGAGCUCGGCGACUCCGUCGACCAGAUCCGCCAGUCCAUCGACGAGAUGGCCGGCGCCAGGGGCGCCGGCAGGUCCCCCGCCGACUUCCAAAUGAUGAUCAGCGACGUCCAGACGUGGGUCAGCGCCGCCUUGACCGACGAGAGCACGUGCAACGACGGGUUCGCCGGGAAAGAGAUGGCCGGAGAGACGAAGACGGUUGUGAGAGGGAAGAUUGAGACCAUCGCUCAUCUCACCAGCAACGCCUUGGCUCUCAUCAACGCCUACGCUACUCUCCAUCACUAGACCGUCGCCGCCGGUGAUUUAGCUGCUACGUACUGUGAGGGGGUAAUAUGGUACGAUUGUCGGCUGUAUAGAUAAAGCUGGUUGGAUCGUUGAGUAAUUGAGCGGUAUAUAAUUGCGUGGCGGUUGACUUGGCUUUUAGAUAGCAGGGCAAGUUAAGUUUCUCUGCUGUAAACUGGUAAGUAUAGUAGCUAAAUUUUGAGUUUUCUGUACUCAGUCUCACCCAUGUAACGCAAAUGAAGUAGUAAUGAUCUA
Messenger RNA from Linum trigynum, 946 nucleotides. The record is from the annotation of a GenBank genome assembly. NCBI's taxonomy places the organism in Eukaryota, Viridiplantae, Streptophyta, Magnoliopsida, Malpighiales, Linaceae.